AUGUUUUGGUGGACCCUUUGGACCCAUCAAGUCUGUCUUAGACGAUACUCAACUCUGAGGAUGAAGAUACUGAUACCACUGGAUAAGACAUCGUCCAGCGAUGUGGAAACCCUCAGGAGAUCGCAUCUAGAAAGGAAGUUCAUUGUUUUCGAUGAGGACUUGAGAAUAUUCUUUCACCCAGAACCCAACACGGUAAUUGAGACAGUACGGGUGUACAUCAAUGAAGCAUGCGUUUACAACUGCGAUAAAACCGAAGAGUGUUUAGAAACAAGCGACAAUGGUCUACUGGAGCUGAAAAGGUCUAUUGCGAGUGAGUAUAUCUUCCAUUCAACCAUCGUGAUGAAUAAUGGCCAUAAAAACCUAUGGCGCAUAAAGGUAGAAACAGCACAGGACGUGGAUUCUAAACCAAACGAAAACGGCGAAGAGUGUUCAAGGAGUGACGAGAUGCUACUACCCAGCUUCGAGCCGCUGGGCUCCGCAAUCCCCGUGGAAAAAGUCUUUGACCCCUCUCUGCAGCAAACACUCACAACCACAGAGGUAGUGUAUCCCAUACACACGCUGUUGAAUGUUAGGCUACGAAAUGUGGCUGUUCCUAUCAAGCAGUGCAUUUACUCGUGCUUGGACCUACAAACUUCCAGAGCAUGUUAUAAUCUCCUCCAUCAAUAUGAGCUCUCUAACUUCCACAUAUCGAUAGAAAGCGUCGAUUACCGCUUGAUCCGAAAUUACUCCAAUGUGGCCGUCAAGCCUCUAUGCCCCUUGAGUUCAAGUCUGAAGCUUGGACUGUCUGAAGGCUACAGUGUGAACUUUCAGUUACCGCAAACGAAAAACCUAGAAUCUCAUAGGGUGAAGGUCUCCGUGCGAUACAUUGUACAUGCACAUCCGUUUGAGUUUGCUAUUGAAACAAAAUGGGAAACAGACGUAACACUGCGAAAACAACAAGGCAUGGCUGGAUAUCCAUCCCAACCUACAUCGGUGAUGUCGACGCCCAUGCUCACACCGUCCAUGAAGUUUAAUUCCUCUUUCCAUUCCCUCGUUUCUCCAAGCAAACUCAGCAACGUGAAAUUCAAUUUUCUCACUCCUCAGAGAACCUUUUCUCGAGGGACAAAGUUCUCGCUAUCCUUGCAAAUUGUCAACAACUCCCAAGCACCGAUAGAUUGCGUGGUCUACAGCUCCAAGAAUGCCGUAGCUCCCCAGGGCCAAUAUCCGGUCGAGAAGGAAUAUUUGUUGCACAAACAGUGGGUGAAAAACACGGAUGCCAUUGUUUUACUGUCCAAUGACCUCAAAUUACCAACAGUUCCUCCUACCGAAACUUUAUCUGCGGAUGUUGAAUUUUUCGCCUUGCUCCCAGGAUAUUACCACGGCAUUUCAGGGCUCAAAAUACUAGAUUUAACCUCUCAAGAGACUGCUAGCGUUGGAAAUGGAAUUAAAUUACUUAUAGAAUGA
This is a messenger RNA of Lachancea dasiensis, 1443 nucleotides long. NCBI's taxonomy places the organism in Eukaryota, Fungi, Ascomycota, Saccharomycetes, Saccharomycetales, Saccharomycetaceae. The record is from the annotation of a GenBank genome assembly.